Messenger RNA from Rotaria socialis, 3234 nucleotides. The record is from the annotation of a GenBank genome assembly. Lineage: Eukaryota; Metazoa; Rotifera; Eurotatoria; Philodinida; Philodinidae.
GUUUUUCAUUAAUCAUUAAUAUUAAUGAAUUAAGUUUUUCUCAGAAAACAUUAAGCAUUAAUAUUAAUGGUUAAUGAGAAAAAUUAACAUUAAUAUAAAAUUAAUGUUAAUGGCCCACCCCUACGUGGCAUGAUUCUUGGGAAGUCAUUAACGUAUAUUCAAUUAGGAUUAUCUCAGUACUAGCUAUGCCAAUAACCAAGAUUAGGUUUCGGCAGAAAAACGCUAAAAAAAGACAAAUUUGAAGCAUUAUUACAGUUGAAAUAUGUUUUCAUUUUCCGCUGACUUACUACCAAUUUCUCAAUCUUUCCUACUAAAAACAACUAUAGGCGAUCGAAGAAACGGAAUAUUGUCUGACCUGAAUACUACUUCAUAGUUCUGUUUCAGUGUGGGAUUUUCCUAUUGGAUAAAAUCAUGUUCCCCUAUGUUCCCUAUGGGUACUAGUAAAAUUGGAUGAAUUCAAGAAUCUAGGACUAUAGAAUUGCAUAAAUGAAAAAUUGAUCUUGCAAAUGGAUCUCUUGACGAUACUUUAGAGAUUCUGGCAGUCUACUGGUGGCUAUAUUCUUUUUCUUAAAGAUUUUCAUUUAAAGGAAAGCCGUCCAUACAGCAUUUCGAAAGAGCCCAGAGCAUAGAUUUUUUAAUAUCCGCUCAGGGUGUAAAUGUGAGCGCAUAUGUUCGGUAUUAAACUAUCAAUGCCUUUAUCUAAACACCGAUACUAAUUGGAUUACUCUCAUUGGCGCCGGUUACCGGUAAGGUUUGUUUACCCAUGAAACCGAUGAGAAAGUGAGAGUAAAACCAUGAUUUCCCGACAGUCACACCCUUCUCUGAGAUAAAGCAGCAUAUAUACACGUGACAUAAUUCGAUGUAAACAGUUGUCUGCGCGACGAUGCAGAUGCUCGCCCUUGUGUACAACUUUUUCACUUGAAUUGAAGAUCAUUCACAACUCAAUAAAAUAGUGUCUGAAAGUUAAAAGUUCGGCUUCUCAGGCAACUAAUAAAUUUAUGACCAAAGUCUGUUUUUGUCUAAUUACAUAGAAAACUAUUUUAUCAACGGCUAUGCUUAUGUUUAUGUACAAUCAUCGUAGGGAUACUAGCGCUAGCUGCUAUAGUUGCAGUUGCGAUUUUUUUCUCGACUUGUGAGUAAUUCUAAUUUUCUGGCGCUUUUAUCCUCUUGAAGUUUUCCAUCGUGUAAUUUAGCGCAUAGAAAUACGACAACAGCAACAACAGCUACGACUACAACUGCUACGACCGCCACAACAGCAACUACUACAACUGCAACAACAACAACUACAACGACCACAACAAGUACAACAACCACUACGACAACAACGACAACCACAUCAACUACAACAACAACGACAACCACAUCAACUACAACCACGACGACUACUACAACAACGGCAACAACGACCACAACAAGUACAACAAGUACAACAACGACUACGACAACAACGACAACAACGUCAACUACAACAACAUCAACCACGACCACAACUACAACCACGACGACUAGUACAACAACGACAACAACGACCACAACGACAACUACAACAACUACAACAACGACUACGACAAAAACAACAACGUCUACAACAUCAACUACAACAACACCAACUACUACAACAACAACUACUACAACAACGACAACGACAACGACGACAACCACAACCACAGCAACCACCACCACAACAACAACUACUACUACUCGCACCACUACUACAACAACAACGAGUAUGUUUUAUCAUGUCUUGUUUACAUUAGUAAUGUUUUUAAUACUGUAGAAACUAAGAGUAGGUCAAUUUUUGCAAACGACGAUAAUCGUUGAUUUCCAUUCCACUGAGUAAGCGUAUCAGCGGAAGAAAAUCUAGAUUAAAUCUAAUCCAUUCUAUAAGUGCAAGUCAAUAGAAUUUUCAAUUUUUAACAGCAACAUAUAUUAUUAAAUGAUUCGCGAAAACAAUAUUAAGUAUCAGAUUAGAAGACAUUACAUGUAUUUUGGGGAUAUACGGGAGAUUUCCUUUGCCCACCCUUCGUCACAUUCGCAUUUAGAGAGAUGUAUGGUGUUCAUUUUCAGCGAUGCCCAUACGCCAAUAUCUCCGAUGCCUCCUCUCUUAAUAUUUAAUUGAAUUUCACCGAUACUUUUAAAAGACAUCACUUUGUUAAAACUUGAAAAUUCAGUUUAAGUCAAGUUUCAAGCAUUACAUAUCUAUGAUCUAAGUGUUAUGAAUUGAGGAUAAGCGGAGACGUCACAUCAGCAUUUGGUAGAAGAUUUUUCAGAGUAUUUCUACUACGGGCGAGACCACAUAUAUUGUUUCGAGUUCUUACAUCUUACAUAAAAACAGCACAUUCUUUUUUUAUAUAUCGCUAGAUAGAGUAGAACUUCGAACCCUGAACUGAUUCAGAAGCUUCAUAGCAGUUAAAUCCUAAUCUAGUCUGAAAUUUGUAAAAUUCUAUAACCUGCAUUCCUUAUAGAUAAAAGUAUAUAAAACUUAUCAGAAACAGUGGAGAGAAAGCUAGCUCUUCAGUAGCUGAAACAAGUAACACUCGUCGCUUAGAAUAGCUUGACCCUUGACUGUAUGUUCUACUCUUCCGAUAUAAUUUACUGUUUUGCAAGCUUCAACAACACUACUCUCCAGUAUUUGAAAAAGAAUGGAUAUUAUUUUAGACCCUGGCAUAAAAAGCAAUGCUAGAUUACUGCAUCCUAUACACAUUUUCACGCUUCUUUUUGUCCUGAAUUCAUCUGAUAACACUGUGUCUUUAGGAUGAACAGGUCGCUAAAAUUAGUACAAUGUAUCCAAGAUCAUGCUAAUACUAAUCGUACAGUGCAUACAGGCAGGGCUACUAAUAGUAUAGGCAGAGGAAUAGUAAUCUUAUGCGGCUUAAGUCCCCUCCCACACCUUUCAAGAAUGAUACCACUAAAAAUGUUCAGAUCAGCCUGAAAUUUUCAGAGACGCGUGGCCGAAUUAAGGAACAUCCACAGUUUAACCUCCAUCGUAAUAUAUCAAAUUAAACAUAUUUUACAGUUGAUACAUAGUUGAAUUCUACUAUUUUAGAGAAUCCCCAUGUUGGAAAAACCGGAGUAAAAUUGACGGUUUACCUCGGUUUUACCGCUCCGGUUACCGGCUUCCAUCAACACAAAUUUACUGCGGGUGUGGGUGCUGAAACUCCUAUGCACCCACACCCACAGCCACACCCACACCCAGAGCCACACCCAGAGCCACACCCAGAGCCACACCCACGG